GUAGACUGUCAGUAGUUGAUUCUCACUCUCGAUAAUGUCUGCGACGGGGGCGGAUAGAUUAUGUCGUUAUCUUAUCAAUGCAUCUUGAAUGCAUCCUUCGGGUUCUGCAUGGCGGUGCACCAACUCCUGGCAAUCAAACAUUCCCUAAGCAGUAAGGUAUACUAACCAACCGAAUCAAAGCAGGGUAUCGCUGUCACUAAUGCUACACAGAACGACCCCAGUCGAAUCUGCCUCCGCGUCUGCCUUCAUCUCGGGAUCUCUCUAUUUGAAGUAAUCGCGGAUCCCAGGGGUAGGGAGCGAUUUUGGAGGCCUCUGUACAGGCUCAGUAUCGUUUGCGUGAGUAUCGAGCUCACGCUUUUCCCUCUCGUUCGCAGCUGACUUAUUCUACUCACCUAUACUCUACUUUACUUCCUUAUCUACAUUUACUUUACUUCUCUUUCCUCUGCUUUUCCUGUGCCUACAGCUACAGUAUCUCGCGGCUUGUCAAUGUAUCGAUUGGGAUCAGCUUCCGCCCGGUUCCGCCACAGCUUUUGCGUUCUGAGACGAUCAAGCAGAGGCCGUUAGCCCAAGCUGUAACUACUUAAGUGCCUCUCUGCAUCUGCGUCUGCGUCUGCAUCUACCAAGUCUCGUCGCCUAUCAAUGACAUCGUCUCUGCCUCCCAACCCUUUACUAUGAAAAAAGACUGUCUGUUUACAAUGUCGUCCAUCCGCGCUCACCCUCUGAACCUCGACCCAGAGUUCAUGGCCGCCUGCUUGGCCAUCCCCAAGCCAGUCAGAAACCAGUCUCCUUUCUCCCCGACCGAAACGCUCGUCUCCAAUGCGACUCGCCUCACUGACAAGUACCCCAACGCCUAUAGCGACUUCUAUGGCAGCGACACUCCCUGUGUCUUCAAGUCUGGCCCUGACUGGCACGUCCGCAAGGGCCCUCAGACCCGGGGCAUCGAACGUGAGGCUCGCCCGGUCUACCGUCACCCCAUUGGGCCCACUUGGCUCUCUAUCGGCAGGCGCAUCUAUGACUACCUCGACUCCAUUGGCGUAAAGUGGACGUCCAUCAACCCCCUCGCCUACGCCGAUGCUGGGGAGGCCAAGCCCUUCUGCUCUCUCAUCCUCUCUAUCGGUGUGAAGCCCGACUCCCUUCUCUACGACACCGCUGUUGACGCUGCCGCCGCCGUCAAGGUGAUCCUUGCCGAGGCUGGCUUCCCUGACAUCGAGGUGGCCUUUGUCGAGUCGAUAGUCACUCAUUCUGUUGUUGGCCCCAAGCUCCUCUCAUUCGACCCCCUCCUCGAUGAUGUCCCUGACCUGCGAAAGCCCUUCACCACCGCUCUCGGUCUCUCCAUCGCACCCCUCAAGUACCCCCACUUCGAGGGCACAGGCGCUCUCUACUUCCGCCUUAGCAAAGACGACAAGCGCACUGCCAUCCUGACCUGCGCCCACGUCGCUCGUCCCCCUCCUGUCUAUGCCAACAUGGGCAUGACGCGUAAGAACACAAGCCAAGCUCAUGAGGUGAUCGUCGCGCUCGGUAACAGGGGCUACAACAAUGCCAUCAAGUCCAUGAUGGGCACCAUCGGCGACCUCCUCCACUCCAUCGAAAUCUGGAAUGACGUGCUUGGCAGGCUGGGGGUGCCCGUCGAGGGAGAGAACAGCAAGAUCACUAAGAGGCGCGAGGAGCACGUGGACUUGGUGGUGAAGGCGACAAGCACGAUCACGGAGGUGAACGCGAUCCACGACGAGGUCACCAAGCGCCGUACCACCCCUGACCAGCGCGUCAUUGGCUUUGUGCUUCACUCUGAGAAGAUCGAGGUCUCAGUCGAGCCCCACGGUUUCACCAAAGACUGGGCCCUGAUCGAGCUGUACGACGAGAGGAUUGAUUGGCCUACGUUUAAGGGAAACAAGGUUUACGUCGGCGGUAACCUCGUGAACGUUGACUUUGGCAACACAAUGUUCCCUCAGCCCGUCGAUCGAGCGAACUACCGGUACCCCCGCGAUGGUCUCCUCCAGGCCUACGGCGUCGUCCAGGAUGACGAGUUCCGCGACCCCCAGCACCUCGACGUCCACAAUGAGAAGUGCCUACUCGUUGUGAAGAAUGGGUUGACCACGGGGACCACCGUCGGUCGCGCCAAUGGUCUCGAGUCCUUCACCCGCAUCUAUGAUGACUACGACAUCAAGCACACCUCCACUGAGAUCGCCGUCUUGCCCUACGACAAGAUGCGCAGCAAGUUUUCCGAUGCUGGCGACUCCGGGUCUAUCGUCCUCGCCAGGGAUGGUCGCAUUAUCGGAAUCCUCACCAGCGGUGCAGGCUCUACCGACAAGACCAAUAUCACUUACCUCACCCCUUACUGGUGAGUGGAGAAGCAGAUCAAGGCCAAGUACGCCAGCUGCUUCCUCUACGACGUCGUCCAGUAGGUAUGUCCCGAGCUCGACAAGCUCGUCUCGUCUCGUCUCUUCUCAUCACACUCGCUCCUUCCCCCCUUUUCCGUCGCACUUGUCCUAUCUAUUAGCUCGUUGUCGAUGCCGACGUCGUGGACCGCUGUUUAGGUUUGUCUUUUUCUUUUUCUCUUUUCACCUUUAACGAAUGCUGGCUAUCCUCGAUAUAUAAAAUUUGAGCAAUGGGAACCUCUCGUAAUUUACGACCUGUAACUAUUCGCGAUCAUAUCUAUGUAUCGACUCAUCAGUAUCGAAUGAGAGUCUUAUUUUGACUGCCAAUGG
Messenger RNA from Somion occarium, 2705 nucleotides. Lineage: Eukaryota; Fungi; Basidiomycota; Agaricomycetes; Polyporales; Cerrenaceae. The record is from the annotation of a GenBank genome assembly.